ACCACGGGCUAGGAAGCCUGCUGCCGUCGCUCGUCAACAUGACUAGACAUCUGCUCCCCAACCUGAUGCUUCGGACCUCUACCGGUGCCUCCGCGUUUCACUCGUCCACCGUAGGGGGCUGCCUCUGUACGCUGCUAGCCCUGCCGUCCAGGCGAGUGCAACAUAACUAGCUCCUUCUGCCGGCUCGUGCGCUGCUUGCCCAACUUUUGCCUGCUUUCUUCCCCGUCAUGAUGCAUUCCUACACGCCAGCUCGCCCGUACUGCUGCAGGACGGCCUAGGUAGCAAUUCGGACUAUGUUUCAGACGCUGGAUGGCGGCUCUUUCCGCGCCAUACCUCCGAAAGUGGACCCACCCCCAUCACCUCCAAUGCUUACCCAAGACGUCUCUUUUCGGCCUUUCUCUCUCGACAAGUUUGUGAUUGCUGCCUCUACGGCCCUUUUCACCUCGCUUCAACCACUUCAGCCACUUCAGCCCGAGGUAACACGCUGCGACCCCCACUCGCUUGGUUCAACGGCCGUUCCCCAUGGCCACUUGGAUAAAUAGCGAGGAGCCCCUAAGGGACCCACAGCAACAUAGUCCACGAGCGUCCAAAACCACAACGAACUAGCGCCGUUCCAACAUCCUCAAAGGGGCGGACCGUCCUCUGCGCGGGUGUUCGGCUGCCUGCGUGUCUGGAACUUUCCUGUUCCACCCUGAACCCACUCGAUGAAAAUCAAAAUGUGCCCUCUGCACGUCUGAACACGGGGAAUACGGCUAACGCAAUCGAUCGUGGUCCAUCGCACGCCGGCAUGACCGUCACACAGCAUGCCGAAUGGGAAUCUGACCCGUCUCCCUGGUUUGACAGGCAAGCUGAAUGGCGUUUCUGUUGCUUUUUGUGUUUCUGUCCCGUAACCGAGGCUUAAGCCGCGUCUUGCCAUUGCGUUGUCAGCAUUUUUUGUUUGUUUUUGAGGGGACGUUGAUCCAACAUCGUAUCCUGAAUCAGCCAAGAGCCACGUUCCCGUUUCCAGGUCGCAUGUUCAGCUUGGCGGGCUGUGGGGACCAUGGACUUGUUCUCUCCACAAGUUACAUCUUAAGUAAUCAGCAUUCCGCGAUCGCCCUGACAAAACUGUGUAACGGUACUUCAACAUGUAGGUCUGAAGAGUCGCUAUCGCCCGCGGGCUCUUGCUGAAUUUACGUUCAAAUGUCACGAGGAACGUCUGUUGCCCAGGUGGCAGCUCUGAUAGCGAAAACACCUGAUUCAUGUCUCUUGUCGAAGAUCAAUCUCCUUACAUUCUCUUGCAGCCAGGUCUCUUUGCUUUCAUCUCAUCAUGCACCUGUUCUGUCUUUCCUAUCUCCUUCCCGUUUAGGAAAAAUGGAAAAACCUAGAAGUCUACAUCAUCUCAGGAUAUUAUAAACUUACACUCUUAGACAAAUGUAGAUUGCG
Molecule: messenger RNA, 1422 nt
Organism: Alternaria rosae
Lineage: Eukaryota; Fungi; Ascomycota; Dothideomycetes; Pleosporales; Pleosporaceae
Exons: 1
Coding region: 853-1167 (104 amino acids)
Source: RefSeq, a predicted model, not a curated record